Molecule: messenger RNA, 3064 nt
Organism: Rosa chinensis
Lineage: Eukaryota; Viridiplantae; Streptophyta; Magnoliopsida; Rosales; Rosaceae
Product: endonuclease MutS2
Exons: 6
Coding region: 29-2818 (929 amino acids)
Biological process (GO): negative regulation of DNA recombination; mismatch repair
Molecular function (GO): ATP hydrolysis activity; mismatched DNA binding; ATP binding
Source: RefSeq, a predicted model, not a curated record
UUGCCUCCAUAGUUUUCAAACGGAUAAGAUGCAAAAACCAAUGCUCACCUCCCUCACUCCAUUCAACCUAACCUUCUUCCUCUCCUCCCCAAAAUCUUCAUACCUCUUCCCCAAACCCACCGCCACCGCCGCCGUCACUAACUUCUCCCUCUCCCAUUCCCUCCAAUCCGAAACCCUCGAAAUCCUCGAAUGGCCCUCCGUCUGCAACCACCUCUCCGCUCUCGCCUCCACCUCCAUGGGCUUCUCCGCCGCGCAGAAGGCCCAAAUUCCCUUCGGAAAAUCCAAGUCCGAGAGCCAGAAGCUUCUAGAUCAAACCGCCGCCGCGGUCUCCGCCAUCGCAGCGAUCGGUUCUCCGCCGCCCGAUCUCCUCUCCAUCGAGGACGUCUCCGAGAUCGUAAACGACGCCGUUUUGGGCAAAUUGCUCACUAUCAACGAGCUCUGCGCUGUGCGUAGAACACUCAUAGCCGCAAAGGCCUUGUUCGAGAAGCUGAAGGCCUUAGCAGAUUCUCAUAGGUACUUGCCAUUGCUUGAAGUACUUGAGGGUUGUGAUUUUCUAGUGAAGCUGGAGAGAACUAUAGGGUUGUGCAUAGACUGCAAUCUUUCGGAGAUUCUCGACACGGCUAGUGAAGACUUGGAGAUCAUUAGGUUCGAAAAGAAGAGGAACAUGGAGAAAUUGGAUGCUUUGUUGAAGGAAAUGUCGUCUAAGAUAUUUAAGGCCGGGGGGAUUGACAGUCCUUUGGUGACGAAGCGCAGGGCGAGGAUGUGUGUGGGUGUUAGAGCUAGGUACAAGUAUUUGGUUCCAGAUGGGGUGGUGUUGGAUGCUAGUAGUUCUGGUGCGACGUACUUCAUGGAGCCGAGUGAGGCGGUGGAGUUGAAUAACAUGGAAGUGAGGCUUUCGAAUGCUGAGAAGGCUGAGGAAAUAGGCAUUUUGAGCUUCCUUACAUCAGAAAUUGCAAAAUCAGAAGGGGAGAUAGUGUAUUUGUUAGAUAAGAUUGUAGAAGUUGAUCUUGCUUUUGCUAGAGCUGUGUAUGCUCGGUGGAUGAAUGGGGUAUGCCCAAUUUUCAGUUCUAAGGAUGGCAAGGAUUUAGAGAAUGGUGGAGCUGAAAUUGGGAUAUCGAUAGAUAUUGAAGGAAUACAACAUCCUUUGCUCCUUGAGUCAUCUCUUAGUAGUUUGUCUGAUGCCCUUGCAUCCAGUUCUAGAAGCGCACUUUCCUCCAAAGACGGAAAUGAUGUAAAAAUGGUCUAUCGAAGUUUAUCUAGUGGUGUAUCUGAUUUUCCAGUGCCAAUAGAUAUCAAAAUUGGAUAUGGAACCAGAGUGGUUGUAAUCUCAGGGCCUAAUACUGGCGGGAAAACAGCUUCCAUGAAAACUUUGGGCCUGGCAUCUCUUAUGUCGAAAGCUGGAAUGUAUCUGCCUGCUAGAAGCCAGCCAAAGCUUCCAUGGUUUGAUCUUGUUCUAGCUGAUAUUGGAGAUCAACAGUCUCUUGAGCAAAGCCUCUCAACAUUUAGUGGGCACAUAUCACGGAUCUGUAAUAUUUUGGAAGUCACCUCAAAAGAAUCACUUGUCCUCAUUGAUGAAAUUGGUAGUGGAACCGAUCCUUCAGAAGGUGUGGCUCUUUCUACCAGCAUUUUGCAAUAUCUCAAAGAUCGCGUUAACUUAGCUGUUGUGACUACUCAUUACGCGGAUUUAAGUCUUCUAAAAGAAAAGGAUCACCAGUUUGAAAAUGCAGCCAUGGAGUUUUCUCCAGAAACCUUACAACCAACUUAUCGGGUCCUAUGGGGAAGUAUUGGUGACUCAAAUGCAUUGAGUAUUGCUAAAUCAAUUGGUUUUAAUCAACAAAUAAUUGAACGCGCACAAGAUUGGGUGGAAAGAUUAAGGCCAGAAAAGCAGCAAGAGCGUAAAGGUUUGCUACAUCGGUCAUUAAUAGAGGAAAGAAACAGACUGGAAGCUCAGGCUAAGAUGGCAGCGUCUCUUCAUUCAGAAACCAGGGAUAUUUAUCAUGAGUUGUUACGGCCAAGAUUAAAUUUUGCAACUCCAACUCAAUUCCAGCCAAUUAUAUCAAUCCAAGAUGAGGCAGAAGAUCUUGACGUGCGCAAGAGAGCUCUUAUGGCAAAGGAAACCCUACAGGUUCGGGAAGAAGUGAAGAUUGUCAAAUCUCAAUUGGAAGCUGUGCUUCAGGAGUUUGAUAACCGACUCAAAACUGCUGGUGCUGAUCAGUUGAAUUUGCUGAUAAAGAAAUCAGAAGCUGUAAUUGCAUCUAUUAUUGAGGCUCACAGUCCUGAAGAUGGUUUCUUGGUAAAUGAGACAUCUGAAACUUCAUACACACCUCGAUUUGGGGAACAAGUCUAUUUGAAGGGACUCAGAGAUAAGAUAGCUACCGUAGUUGAAGCACCUGGAGAUGAUGGGACAGUGCUCGUACAAUAUGGUAAAAUUAAGGUUAGGUUGAAGAAUAAUGAGAUCAGAGCUAUUCCUAGUAGUGAUAAGAAUGCCGUGACUAGUUCUGUCCCACGUUUGAAGCAGCGGGUUUGGCGGAGCCGUACUGUGGAAAACAAAGAUGCGGAGGUUUCUUAUAGUCCAGCGGUACAAACAUCAAAGAACACAGUGGAUCUUCGUGGCAUGAGGGCGGAGGAAGCUUCUUACAAUCUGGACAUGGCCAUCGCUACUAGAGAGUCUCAGUCAGUUCUUUUUGUUGUACAUGGGAUGGGCACAGGGGUUGUCAAAGAGCGAGCACUUGAGCUUUUAAAGAAACAUCCACGAGUAGCCAAGUAUGAAGCGGAAAGUCCAAUGAAUUAUGGUUGUACAGUUGCUUACAUCAAGUGAAAUGGGAGUCUACUGGUUAGUGAUCCUUGUUUAUACUCAUAUACACAACACGGCAACGAUUUUCUGGACAUAGUACGAUCAUUAUUUUCAUCUUCCAUGUACUUGUAUAGUUUAAUGCUGGGUCAUCAAAGUGCCCCCUCACAAUUUUGUAAAAUCGCCAUCAGCAAUCUUACUAUGGUUGGACUUUGUACAUUAAGCCAUCUUUUUGUCCAUAAUUCCAUGAUUACAGAAACACCAUUAUGAGCA